Molecule: messenger RNA, 2583 nt
Organism: Ophidiomyces ophidiicola
Lineage: Eukaryota; Fungi; Ascomycota; Eurotiomycetes; Onygenales; Onygenaceae
Exons: 7
Coding region: 1-2583 (860 amino acids)
Biological process (GO): intracellular protein transport; retrograde vesicle-mediated transport, Golgi to endoplasmic reticulum; endoplasmic reticulum to Golgi vesicle-mediated transport
Cellular component (GO): COPI vesicle coat
Molecular function (GO): protein binding; structural molecule activity
Source: RefSeq, a predicted model, not a curated record
AUGCAGCCCGCUCCAACCGUACUCACAAAGUUUGAAUCUAAAUCGUCUAGGGCCAAGGGUAUCGCGUUCCAUCCCAAACGACCAUGGCUCCUUGUCUCCCUCCAUUCCUCCACCAUACAAUUAUGGGAUUAUAGAAUGGGAACUUUGAUCGACCGGUUCGAAGAACAUGAUGGACCAGUUCGAGGCAUUGACUUUCAUAAAACGCAACCGCUGUUUGUAUCCGGAGGUGACGAUUACAAGAUCAAAGUCUGGUCAUACCAAACGCGGCGGUGUCUCUUUACACUCAACGGCCACCUAGACUACGUUCGCACGGUCUUUUUCCACCAUGAAUACCCAUGGAUCAUCUCUAGUUCCGAUGAUCAAACAAUUCGCAUUUGGAACUGGCAGAAUCGAUCGCUGAUUUGCACGAUGACCGGGCAUAAUCAUUAUGUCAUGUGUGCCCAGUUCCAUCCGAAAGAAGACCUCAUUGUUUCUGCCUCCCUCGAUCAGUCCGUUCGUAUUUGGGAUAUCUCCGGCCUCCGGAAAAAGCAUUCUGCUCCUACGGCCUCGCUGAGCUUUGAAGACCAACUCGCACGUGCUGGCCCCGCCCAACCCGAUAUGUUUGGAAAUACAGAUGCCGUUGUCAAGUUUGUGCUCGAGGGCCAUGAUCGAGGCGUCAAUUGGGUCUCGUUUCACCCUUCACUACCUUUGAUUAUUUCUGCCGGUGAUGAUCGUCUAGUUAAACUCUGGAGAAUGAGUGACACCAAAGCAUGGGAGGUCGAUACCUGUCGAGGGCACUUCCAGAAUGUGUCUGCUUGUUUGUUUCACCCGCAUCAAGAUUUGAUUUUGUCAGUGGGAGAAGAUAAAACCGUUCGUGUCUGGGAUCUGAAUAAGCGAACAUCUAUCCAGUCAUUUAAGCGGGAUUUAGAUCGCUUCUGGGUGAUUGCUGCACACCCCGAGAUUAACCUGUUCGCUGCUGGUCAUGAUACUGGUGUCAUGGUAUUUAAGCUUGAGCGGGAACGUCCCGCCUCGACCGUACACCAAAACCAACUUUUUUACAUCACAAAAGAAAAACACGUUAAAUGCUACGAUUUUGGAAAGAAGAUCGAGUCUCCGGCUAUGGUAUCCUUAAAGAAGCUUGGCAGCCCUUGGGUACCUCCCAGGACGCUCUCUUAUAAUGCUGCGGAGCGGGCUAUUUUAGUGAUAUCUCCUGCUGACAGCGGCACCUAUGAGCUUAUCCAUAUACCAAAAGAUUCAACUGGCGCAACUGAACCCACAGAUAUAAAAAGAGGACAUGGAACCGCCGCCGUCUUUGUCGAUAGAAACAGGUUCGCAGUAUUCAGCCAGUCGACUAAACAAAUUGACAUAAAGGACCUAAGCAAUUCUACAACUGAAACUAUUAAACCCCCUACCGGAACUACUGAUAUAUGUGUUGGCGAACCUGGAACACUUCUCUUUCUUGCCCCAUCCAAGGUUUACCUAUAUGAUAUUGGUAAGAAAGAGCGGAUUGCUGAGAUAAGUGCAAGCGGUGUUAAGUACGUGGUUUGGUCAAAUGAUGGACAGCACAUUGCCCUUUUGAGCAAACACAAUGUCACCAUUGCUACCAAGUCUCUGGAGCAUGUCAGCACACUUCAUGAGACAAUCCGUAUAAAGAGUGCCUGCUGGGAUGAUAGUGGCGUCCUAUUAUAUUCUACCUUGAACCACAUCAAGUAUUCUUUGCUCAACGGUGACAAUGGUAUUGUCCGAACACUUGAUAACACUAUUUACUUGGUUCGGGUGAGGGGCAAGAACGUUUAUUGUCUCGACCGAAGUGCGCAACCAGUUGUGCUCGAAAUCGACCCAACCGACUACCGCUUCAAGCUUGCCUUGGUCCAACGCAAUUACGAAGAUAUGAUGCAAAUCAUCAAAACUUCCAGUCUUGUUGGUCAAAGCAUCAUUUCAUACUUGCAAAAGAAGGGCUAUCCUGAAAUUGCCUUGCAGUUCGUCCAAGACCCAAAAACUCGGUUUGAGUUAGCUCUUGAAUGUGGAAACAUCGAUGUUGCUAUUGAAAUGGCUAAGCAGCUUGACCGGCCUCAACUGUGGGCUCGGCUCGGCGCUGAAGCCUUGGCACAUGGAAACCAUCAAACCGUGGAGAUGGCAUAUCAGAAGCAGCGAAAUUUCGAUAAACUGUCGUUCCUUUACCUAGUCACAGGUGAUGAGGAAAAGCUUCAGCGCAUGGCGAAGAUUGCUGAGCAUAGGGGUGAUUUUACAUCUCGCUUCCAGAAUGCGAUUUUUCUAGGUGACGUGGAGAACAAGAUCCAAAUGUUUAAAGAACUCGGACUGUUCCCCAUGGCUUAUCUUACCGCAAAGACGCACGGACUUGACGAAGAGGCGGAUGCAAUUCUUGAAGCCAAUGGACUCACCGAGGAUGAGAUCAAAUUACCUCCACUCGGCACCGCCCAAGAAGUUCCGAAAGUAGUUGUUCCAACAUUCAAGUCCAAUUGGCCUGUAAAAGCUGCAUCUCAUUCUGCAUUCGAAAAAAUGUUGAUGGCUGAAGAGGAUGAGGCGGAGGAAGAGGAGGAUGAAGGAGAGCCUGCUGAAGAGGUGGAAGUAGAUGCCGAUUAG